AUGUCUGUGCCAGCUCACGAUCUGGAUUCAAACGAACAUACUACUAGUAUCACCUCAACAAUGUCAAGGAGUUCGAGUCAGGAAGUUCCAAUAGCACUUACCAAGAAAAGAAAUUUAGGUAAUGAAGAAACAAUCUUACAGGAAAACAAGAAGAACCCAUCGCUAAUCACACCGAUGCUGAUCUGCCUAGCUAUUUCGUUUGGUGGAUUUCUCUUUGGUUGGGAUAUAGGCACAAUCGGUGGUAUUGCCAAUAUGUCAAGUUUCAAAGAAAGAUUUGGUACACGACAAGAUCAGGGUAAAGGCACUAAACACUUUCCUGGUUUACUAAUUGGUUUAAUUAUUGGGAUAUUUAAUCUCAGUGCUGGUGUAGGCGGAGUUGCAUUGGCAAAGUGUGGAGAUUGGUGGGGGAGGAAGAGAGCAACAUAUUUUUUUAUUUUUAUUUACUCUAUUGGGUUGCUCGUCCAAUUAAUCCAUAAUAGAGCUUGGUUCCAAAUAUUUAUUGGAAGACUCAUUUGUGGGCUUGCAAUAGGUGGUAUAAACGUCAUUGUUCCCAUGUUUAUUUCCGAGAUUGCCCCCUUAAGAGUACGUGGAUCCAUGGUAACCUUCUAUCAACUAAAGAUCACUUUUGGAAUCCUUGUCGGCAAUAUAACAGUCUUUCUCUGUCACAAUGGGUUUUCUAGAUCCCAUCAAAACGAGGCAUGGCAGAUUCCGCUUGGGUUAGGGUUUGUGUGGGCCUUUAUUGUAAUUCUGGGUCUAUAUAACAGUCCUGAGUCUGCCCAAUACCUAGGCAUAAAGAAAGAACGUUGGGAUGCUGCCCUGAUGUCAACUGCCAGAAUGAACAAUUUAUCAACUGGAGAUAUUCGUGCCAUUAAUAUAGUAGAAGAGAUGCAACGAAGGGCAGAACAAGAUCGACUCGAGAAAUCAAGCAGAAGAAAUAUUUUUGAGUUUAUUUUUGGGAAACCAAAAUUGGGACUACGCUUAUUCAUUGGAAUUAUGCUGAUGAUCUUUCAACAACUCUCAGGCAUAAAUUAUUUCUUUUAUUAUGGGACAACUAUUUUCGCAAAAGUGGGACUUAAUGACCCUUAUACCACCGCAAUAAUUUUAUCCUCUGUCAACUUUGUUGCUACAUUUUUUGGUAUUUAUUUCGUGGAAGCCUUAAGGAGAAGGACUUCUUUGGUUUUCGGAUCAAUUGGAAUGUUCUGCUGUAUGAUGAUUUACUCAAGUAUGGGCAGUUUUGCCCUAAAUACUGAUGGGACCGGAAUUACAAUGAUUGUGGUGACAUGUGUGUAUAUUGCGCUUUUUGCAAUUACUCUAGGCCCAGUGACAAUAGUACUCGUCUCAGAGCUAUAUCCAAUGAGAACAAAAGCAAUGUCGAUGGCAACUUGUUCUUUCGCAAACUGGAUAAUGAAUUUUUUGAUAACUUUUCUAACACCUCUAAUUACUGCUCAGAUAGGAUUCAAAUAUGGUUAUGUCUUUGCUGUUUGCCUUUUCUUCUCAACCUGCUUCGAUUGGACUACUGUUCCUGAAACGAAGAAUAAAACCCCAACAGAAAUUGACAACAUGUUUUCUUAA
This is a messenger RNA of Naumovozyma castellii, 1572 nucleotides long. It is a transcript of the gene HXT14, whose product is annotated as Hxt14p. The record is from RefSeq and is a predicted model, not a curated record. NCBI's taxonomy places the organism in Eukaryota, Fungi, Ascomycota, Saccharomycetes, Saccharomycetales, Saccharomycetaceae. The transcript has a single exon. Bases 1 to 1572 code for a protein of 523 amino acids.